Messenger RNA from Octopus bimaculoides (California two-spot octopus), 1511 nucleotides. Its product is annotated as neuropeptide FF receptor 2. Gene Ontology annotation, molecular function: G protein-coupled receptor activity. Lineage: Eukaryota; Metazoa; Mollusca; Cephalopoda; Octopoda; Octopodidae. The record is from RefSeq and is a predicted model, not a curated record. Gene Ontology annotation, cellular component: plasma membrane. Gene Ontology annotation, biological process: G protein-coupled receptor signaling pathway.
AUUUGAUGAGACAGCCACGCAUAUGUUCAUUGUAGCACUCUCUGGGUGUGAUUUUCUAACUUCCAUAAUAUGUAUACCUAUUGACAUUGUGGUCCUACAUUUUUCCUACACUUUCGACAGUGAUAUUGCAUGCCGUGUAUUUCGCUUUGUGGUAGCUGUAGCAAUAAUCAAUUCCGCUUUGAUUGUGUUUGUUAUAGCAGUCGAUAGAUACAUUCUCAUAUGUCGACCCCUUAAGCAAAAUAUUUCCGUUAAGAAUUCAAAAUUAAUUUUAAUAUUUUUAACAAUCUUCGCGAUUAUUGUUACUAUACCAGCAAUUUUUCUACACGGCAAGCAAAAAAAAAUGGUGAAACGAUGUGGAAAUAUUGGGGGAGUAUGUUCACCUUCUCCCAAUGUAAAUGGCAUAAUGCAUCCUCUUGUCUACUAUACUACUGGAUUGACCGUUUGCUGUUGUAUGUUGAUUAUUAUUUUGAUUAUAUACUUAUUAAUUGGAAUGCGCAUUUGGAAAAUUUACAAAGCGAAGAAAAAUAAAGCAAAUCAGUUUCGCGAAGCCUUCACAACUCGUACCAUUUCCAAACCUGAAGGUCAGUUUACAGAUAUUAGUUCUUCAGAGAAGCGAUCUACCUCUUUUGCACGUCUUAGAAAACAAUCAAUGCCACCAGUUCGGUCUAGUUUAAUAUUCUUUGUCAUCAGUUUAGUCUGGAUUAUCGCUUAUCUACCAUAUUUCGUUGGAAUAUUCUGGAGGUUGCUUGUUAAAGAUUUUGAAGACGUUGCAAGUGAUAAAGAACAGAUAAUUUGCAAAUUAUUAACUUAUUCUUUUUAUCUCAGCUCUGCUCUUAAUCCGUAUAUUUACGGACUUUUCAGUCAACAGUUUCGUAAUGAAUUGCUUGCUUUAUUUCGCAACAUUUUCCAAUUAUGUAAAAAACAAAAUAUCGAAACUCAUUGAAUUCAUCACUUUAUAAUCUUUCGCAAGUGGAACAUAUCGCCUAAAAUGAACACUACAAGUUCUUCCCAGUUUAAAAUGUAUAGAAAUUAAGAGGGUUUUUUUCUUUUUCUUUUUCUUCUUUCGCUUGAACAACUGGUAUACACGAAUCGCCAUAUAAGACAGUUUUACUUCAACAUUUGAGCAUUAAAAGAAAUAAAACGGUCAGAAUAUGUAACUCACUGAACUAAUUAAAGGGUAUUUGGUGAGUACCGCGUGCCUGUAUAUCUAUAUAUAUAAAAAUGAGAAUGUGUGUCUGUUUGUCUGUCUGUCUGUGUUCCCCUAAAACUCGAGAACUACACAACCAAUUUCAUUCAAAUUUUACACAUGUCUUACUUAGGGUUCCGGUUGUGUUUUAGUCAAAAAAAUUAUUAACUUCUUGCAUAGUUCGAGCCCACAGCAACAUCAUAUCUCCUCCACUAUUUAAGUAUUACGUGUCAAAAGUGAAACAAAAACACUCAUGUCAAAUACUUUCACUUUAAAAAUGAAACUAUUCCACUAACUGAAACAAUCACAUUUCGAUACUGUAAUG